AUGACAAAAGCAAAAAUGCUUGAUAAUGUUAUUUAUCAACAACGUAUACGCUACUUUGAUGAACCAUUUGCAUAUAUUUGCAUAAAUAAUCAAGUGAAUAAUUAUUGCUCAUAUUGCCUGAGAAAACCUGAUAAAAGUAUACUUUACAAAUGUUCAAAAUGUGAAUUCGCAAAAUAUUGCAAUAAGGAAUGUCAACGUUUAGCAUGGAAGAAGCAUCAUCGGAUGGAAUGUCAACGUUUGGUAAUGGUUUAUCCAAAUUUACCACUUACCGAAGUGCUCUUUCUUAGUCGAAUAAUCGAUAAAGUAUUGUUUAUUGAACAAAAUGGUGAUAAAUAUAAAUGGGAAAAAGAUCGAAAAUGGAAUAGUUUAAUUGGACAUGAAGAUGAUAUUCGAAAUGAUGAGUUAAAAUAUGUUCAUUUUGAAAAAAUUUACGAGAAAAUGGCAAUAUUUCGAAAGGAUGAAAUGAUUGAAAAAGAAAAAUUUUAUGAAAUUUUUUGUAAAACAACAAUUAAUUCACAUGCAAUACAUACAAAUGCUGGUGAUGAAAUUGGUUUAGCACUUGAUUUAGAAACAAACGCUUCUGAUAUUCAUAAAGCAUUUAUAAGUUAUAUUGACAUUGGUUGUUCACGAUAUCAGCGACAAAAAGUGCUGAAAUUAAAAUGGUAUUUUGAUUGUCAAUGUGAUCGUUGUAUGGAUCCUUCGGAUGAUAUUUUAACAUCAAUACGUUGUAUGAAUGAACAAUGUGAUGAAGCAUUGAUCAUUACGGAAGAUUCUGAACCGGUAAAUAUUAUAUGCCGGAAAUGUAAACAAAUUACGGAUGAAGAUCAUGUAAAAAAAUGUCAACAAUUGAUGCUAAACCUUCCGGUACGAUUUAGCAUCGAAAGUAAAGCCGAAAAUAUUCAAGAAAAACUUAACGAAGCGAUGAAAUAUUUGCAUUCCAAGAAUGUUUAUGUGACACGAUUAAAAGCAGCACUUCUUUAUGUCACCGGAACACUUGACGAUAAUUUAUUAUUUAUUCAAAAAAGUGUCUAUGAAAACUAUAGAUUAUGUUUUCCACGAUCUGAUAGACAUCUUGCAUAUCAAUUAUUACAAAUUGCUAAAUCACAUAUCGAAAAAGGUGAAAGAAAAGAAGCUAUAUCAUACGCAUAUGAGGCAAUGUGUAUAUUUGAAGUAUGUUUUGGCCUCAAUCAUCCCUAUUAUCUUCAAACUCUUGCCCUUUGGACAUUUUUGGAUAAGAAUAUUCCAAAAACGGAUAACAAUUAA
This is a messenger RNA of Loa loa (African eye worm), 1263 nucleotides long. RefSeq lists its product as hypothetical. Bases 1 to 1263 code for a protein of 420 amino acids. Gene Ontology annotation, molecular function: protein binding. Gene Ontology annotation, cellular component: nucleus. The transcript is spliced from 8 exons. NCBI's taxonomy places the organism in Eukaryota, Metazoa, Nematoda, Chromadorea, Rhabditida, Onchocercidae. The record is from RefSeq and is a predicted model, not a curated record.